AUGGAGAGAACUUGUUUCCUAUUCCUCCUUGGCGUGUCACUUCUCGCGGUGCAAUUUUACAUGGCAAGCUUAGUUGUUGCAACUCUUCCCAACAUUACCACCGAUCAAUAUGCUCUUCUUGCUUUAAAAGCUCAAAUUUCUCAUGACCCUUACAAUGUUUUGACAAACAACUGGUCCACCAGCUCCUCUAUUUGCAACUGGGUUGGUAUCACUUGUGGUUCCAGCCAUGGUCGAGUCAUUGCAUUAAACCUUUCUUACAUGGAUCUUGUAGGCACCAUUCCUCCACACAUUGGAAACCUUUCAUUUCUUGUUAGUCUAAACAUUGAAAACAAUAGUUUUCAUGGUUCUCUGCCUAACGAGUUGUCUUAUCUUUACCGGUUGCAACACUUAUCCUUUGGAUUCAAUAACUUCAACGAAAAAAUACCAUCAGGGAUGGGAUUGUUAUCCAAACUUCAAACUUUGUCUCUAUAUGGUAACCGAUUCUCAGGGACUAUUCCACCAUCUUUAUCUAACAUAUCUUCAUUGCAAAUAAUUAAUCUUAGUUAUAACCAACUUUCGGGCUCCAUUCCAUCCUCCAUCUUCAACAUAUACAACUUGCAAGGAAUUGAUCUCAGAGACAACUUGCUCUCUGGUCCGAUGCCUUCCAAUGUUUCCAACAUGUCGUCACUGCAAGUCAUUAACCUAGGAGGUAAUAAUUUCAGUGGAAGUUUACCUUUGGAAAUUGGAAACUUAAUCAUGCUCAAAGAGUUAAACCUUGGCAACAACAUCUUUGGAGGUACUAUCCCACCCACAUUAUUCAAGUGCAAACAACUGCAAAUUUUAGCUUUGUUUCAAAAUAAGUUUAUAGGAGGGGUACCUCUAGGAAUUGGAAACCUAACCAUGCUCAAGGAGUUACGGAUUUCUGAAAACAACUUUGGAGGUGAAAUACCAAGUGAAAUUGGUAAUCUACAAAAAAUUGAGAUCUUCAAUAUCGGUUACAACAACUUCACUGGUCCAAUUCCAUUUGAGAUCUUUAAUAUCUCAACAAUACAAGUAAUUUCAAUGCUUUCCAAUAACUUGUCAGGCGAUCUUCCAUCCGAUGUAGGCUUCCUACUUCCAAAUCUCCAGGUACUUUAUCUAUGGGGAAAUCAACUAAGUGGCACAAUUCCCAGCUCUCUGUCGAAUGCUUCACAACUCAAUCUCUUAGAUCUGCAUGACAACUCAUUCUCAGGCUUAAUUCCUAAAGCACUUGGUAACUUAAGGCUCCUCCAGUGGCUCAACGUAGGAUACAAUAAUUUGACCAUUGAAUCUUCCACUCCAGAGUUCAACUUUUUCUCUUCUCUAUCUAAUCUGACAUAUCUAACACUGUUAGGAUUGUCAGGUAAUCUACAAAAUAGGAUCCUUCUUGAUUCCAUUGGAAAUCUCCCAACUUCUCUUCAACAACUUUUCAUAGAUGAUUGCAAUAUUAAGGGCAGUAUUCCGAGUGAUAUAGGAAAUUUAACCAACUUGAUACUUUUGUCACUACGGUUCAAUGAUUUGGCUGGCCCUAUUCCAACUGAUGUGGGAAGAUUGCACAAGCUUCAAGCUUUGAGACUCGAUAAUAAUAGACUCCAAGGUCCCAUCCCAAUUGAUCUUUGUCAUUUAAAGAGCUUGUUUGAGUUGUAUUUAGGUGAUAAUGAGCUUUCUGGACCUAUUCCUACAUGUGUAAGUAAUAUGACUUCUUUAAGAGGUCUUUACUUGAACCUCAACGAAUUAACUUCUACGAUUCCCUUGAGUUUGUGGAAACUUACAGAUAUCUUAACUAUUGACUUGUCAACAAAUUCUCUAAAUGGCUCUCUCUCAUUAGAGAUGGGACAUUUGAAGGUCUUGAGAGUAUUAGAUUUAUCAAAAAAUCAACUAUAUGGCGAUAUCCCAACAACAAUUGGUGGCCUCGAAGAUAUAGCUAAUCUCUCAUUGGCAAACAAUCGAUUAGAAGGCACAAUUCCUACAUCUUUUAGUGAAUUGGUAAGCGUGGAAUUCUUGGAUCUUUCGAAUAACAAUUUAUCUGGAGAGAUUCCCAAGUCCUUAGAAGCACUUUCACAUCUCAAAUAUCUAAAUGUCUCUUUCAAUAGACUACAAGGAAAAAUUCCUAUAGGAGGACCAUUUGCACACUUCUCCGCUGCAUCAUUUAUGUCAAAUGAUGGACUUUGUGGUGCUCCCCAACUGCAAGUUCCCCCAUGUAAAGAAGGUGUUUCUCGACCAAAAAAUACGGUAGCAGCUUCUAUGCUAAAGUAUGUAUUACCAGCAAUUGGGUUAACAUUGAUUGUAGUUGCUCUUGUAGUAGUAUGGACAAGACGCCGAAAAAAGAAUGCAAAACUUCCAAAGGAGGCAAACUCAAUACCACUAGCGACAUGGAGAAUAAUUUCCCAACAUGAACUAAUACAAGCAACAGAAGGGUUCAACACAAGCAACUUACUUGGUAAAGGGAGCUUUGGAUCAGUAUACAAAGGGACCCUCUCAGAUGGAAUGAUAGUUGCAAUAAAAGUUUUCAACUUGGUAGUAGAAGGGGCAUCCAAAAGUUUUGAUACAGAGUGUGGAGUACUACGCAAUAUUCGUCAUCGGAAUCUUAUUAAGAUCAUCAAUGCAUGCAGUAGCAUUGACUUCAAAGCUUUUAUAUUGGAAUACAUGCCUAAUGGAAACCUAGAGAAGUGGUUGUAUUCUCCAGACCGUUGUUUGAGUAUCUUACAAAGACUAAAUAUAAUGAUUGAUGUCGCAUCGGCACUGGAAUACCUUCAUUAUGGUUAUUCAACACCUAUUGUUCAUUGCGAUUUGAAGCCAAGCAAUAUCUUAUUAGAUGAAGAUAUGGUUGCACAUGUUGCUGAUUUUGGCAUUGUGAAACUGUUAGGUGAUGGGGAUUCUAUGAUGCAAACCAUGACUCUCGCUACUAUUGGGUAUAUGGCACCAGAGUAUGCAUCGGGAGGAAUUGUUUCUACAAGAGGCGAUGUGUAUAGUUAUGGUAUUUUGCUGAUGGAAACUUUCACAAGAAAGAAACCUACAGAUGACAUGUUUGAUGGAGAAAUGAGCUUGAAGCGUUGGUGUUGUGCUGAGUUACAUGAGCAAAGGAUUAAUGCAAAAGGUAUUUUAACCACACUCAACAAGAUCAAAUUGAAGUUUCUACAAGAUACUGAAGGAAGCUGAUAUGUGAACAUACAGUUUGUAUGUAGCUCUUUUAUGUUCGUGCUUUUGAAAUAAUGUAAUAGUUUUGAGACUCUCCUAAAGAUAUUUGUUUAUAGCCAUUGCAUUGUUAUAGUCGAAAAUAAUAGUAACAUUUAUAAACUGGUACAAUUAAUGAUUGUAGUGACCUAUAAACAGGUACAAUUAAUGAUUGGGUUUUGUGUAAAAGGCAUGCUUUUGGUGACUGAGAAAAGAAGGCAAAAUUGUAGUCGUUUAGUGAACAUACUAACGCAAUUAGAUUAUGGUGAUCGGGAAGAAGUACAAGUAUUCUUUUUUCAUUUGUUUGGUUUGUGUUUGGCUCCUAAGAA
Molecule: messenger RNA, 3500 nt
Organism: Corylus avellana
Lineage: Eukaryota; Viridiplantae; Streptophyta; Magnoliopsida; Fagales; Betulaceae
Biological process (GO): protein phosphorylation
Molecular function (GO): protein kinase activity; ATP binding; protein binding
Source: RefSeq, a predicted model, not a curated record